This is a messenger RNA of Sclerotinia trifoliorum, 7356 nucleotides long. The record is from the annotation of a GenBank genome assembly. Lineage: Eukaryota; Fungi; Ascomycota; Leotiomycetes; Helotiales; Sclerotiniaceae.
CCCGCCACAGGCCGUUCAUCUCAUCCUCCACAAGUGAAACAAAACCAUUUACAUGAUUCAAUAUCUAGGCGCAGAGGAGUUAUAUUCUGCAGUAUAAAUCAGAAUUUACCAAUUUUUCAACACAGUUUGCUCUUCAAUAUCCAAGCCUGAGGAGUUUCGGUUUUAUUUUAUUUCCAUUUCCAACACUUCGCCUCACCUCCAUUGCGGCAACUGCGACACGAUAACGAUUCUUUAUCGAUGAACAAGCAUAACAUACCACAAACGUCAUAUAGUAAGAACAUCCCAAUUGAUGCAGGAGACAGGAACUUCUUCAUCUACUCAGUUCCAAGGCGUCAUGGCGGAACAAUCUAUGCCCUCGAGGCAGCUCUGUGACUUUCUCAAAACGCUGCCCCGCGUUCACCAGAAUCGGUACACAGAGCAGGCGGAACGCGAUUUACUUCAGAGUCUCUUUUGGUCACUCGCUGGCGGACAAAAAGACUACUUAAACCUUUUCUUUCCAGAGGAUUCGAGGCCGUCAAUCAACGAGCCAUGGAAACUGAGAAAAGCGCAAGGAGGAACAGAUGGCGACGAAUUUACAGAGGCAGCUAGAGGGAAGGUUUGCGGACAUAUAUUUAAGACUGGAGAAGCUACAUAUCGAUGUAAAACCUGUAGUUCCGAUGACACAUGCGUACUCUGCAGUCGAUGUUACGAUUCAUCUGAUCAUACGGGACAUAUGGUAUAUGUGAGUGUCUCAUUGGGGAACAGUGGAUGUUGCGACUGUGGAGAUCCAGAGGCCUGGCGUCUACCUGUCCAUUGCUCGAUACAUACAGCAUACGGACCUGGCGAAGGUGAAGACAAGGGUAAAGCAGCUGGUCUGCCAGGGGAAUUGGUGGAAAGCAUACAAAUGACCAUCGGGAGGGCUUUUGAUUAUAUUUGUGAUGUUAUAUCAUGUUCGCCAGAACAGUUACGAUUGCCUAAAUCGAAGGAGUCUAUACAGUUGGAUGAGAGGAGGUCGCGAUUGACAUCUUCAUACUAUAACGGAGAUAUCAUUGAGGAUGAAUGCGAAUAUGCACUUCUUUUGUGGAAUGACGAAAAGCAUACUGUCAAUGAAGUUCGAGAUCAGGUGGCAAGAGCCUGCAAAUUAACGAAUGCGGAGGGGUUGCAGCGGGCACAUGAAACUGAUGAUAUUGGCCGGAGUGUGAUUAAAUAUAGUACAGACAUUGACCAAUUGUUGCGGGUUUCAAAGGUUGUUGAGCAGAUUAAGGUCACGGUCACUAUUCGUUCUGCCCGGGAUAGUUUCAGAGAGCAGAUGUGUGGGACUAUCAUCGAAUGGCUCAGCGAUAUUUCUGGUUGUAGCGUCGGUCCAGAUCACAACAUCUUACGACAAGUUGUUUGUGAAGAGAUGCUUAAAGAGUGGAACCGAGGAAGUGAGGCAAGCAACGCCGACAUAGGGCUGAAUGGAAUCGAUGACCAUGAAGUGGAGGACAGGUCGUGGUCACGUGCUGAAAGUCGUGUUUUCGGACAUAUUUUCAGAGACCGGCAGCCUCAAGCUAUGGCGGUAAUGGCCGCCGCUGCUGCUACCGAUUCGGAACCUGACGAAGAUGGAAAUGAUGACGAUGACGAGCUCAAUGAAGCUAAUAUAGCGCUUGAUGAUGACGAUGAAGAUGGUCCCAGUGAUGACGACGUAGAACUAGUUCAAUUUGAGUCCGAGGCGUUGAGGAUUUUUCAACAGGCGAGACAACAAGCUUUAGCUGCCGCUACUCAACCAGAAGCCGAAGCCGAGACUGAUAACGACGGAGAUGUUAAUAUGAUCGGAGCAGAAGAUGAGGCACUAGAGGUACAAGAAGCUACUAUGGCCGGGUAUCCACCUCCGCCGCCACCACCACCUCCACCUCAGAGAGUUACUAGAGAUCGUGAUCUUACACCAUCGGAUUCUGAUACUGCGGAAAUGCAACCUCUUAUAUCAGACAACCUGUAUGCGAAAGCCAAGAUGGAAAUUCCGAAGACUCCAUUGAAUAUAGUAAAGAAAGAAAGAGCAAAGCCAGCUAGGUAUUGGCUUGAAAGUCCUCCUGGUUAUACCGACAGAGAAUCAGUAGUAUUGCAUGAGGAUCUGUGGCAUAAGCUACGAUUAGAUUGGCUAAUUUUAUUUGAUUUGAGGAUGUGGAAAAAAGUUCGAGUCGAUCUUCGUGAGCUUUACAUCUCGACCGUGGUAUCGAUUCCUGAGUUCAAACGUGUGCUUGGUCUACGUUUUGCAGGUCUUUACACUACUCUCGCGCAACUUUACUUGAUUGCCGACAGGGAACCAGAUCAUUCCAUUAUCAACAUCUCUUUACAAAUGUUGACAACGCCAUCAAUCACCGCUGAAAUCGUGGAAAGGGGAAAUUUCUUAACCAAUUUAAUGGCAAUUCUGUAUACCUUCUUAACCACACGACAGGUUGGACAUCCGUAUGAAAUAUUCCCAAAUGCCACAUUAUCUUUCGACUCAGGGUCUGUAACCAACCGUCGAAUGUAUCAUUUCUUCAUGGAUUUGAAAUAUCUGUUCGGUUCAGAGCACGUACAAGAAAAGUUACGCACAGAGGAAAGAUACAUGCUGCAGUUCUUGGACUUGGUCAAACUCCAUCAAGGUAUUUGUCCUAAUGUCAGGGCUGUUGGCGAGCAUGUGGAGUAUGAAACGGAUGCUUGGAUUAGUGCGUCUCUAAUCACCCGAGAAAUCAAUCGUCUGUGUAGGCAAUUCUCCGAGUCUUUUAAAUGGACUCCUGGUGAAUCGACGGAUCCUGUUUGCAGGGCAAUUCGAACUGCAGCAAAGGCGGUUAUCCUUAACUCCUUGGGUACUGAGAGGAACCGUUUUACCCAGGCAGAAAUUAAGGAUGAAGUCAAAUUCAAGAAGGUAGGGGAUUAUGAAUUCGACACUACCGAACAGUCCAACAGUGUUAUUCAGCAUUCAGUAGUCAGGUUUGUGGUAGAGUCUCAACCUAUUAGUUUCCACCAUGCGCUCCACUAUACUCUCUCCUGGCUAAUCGAGUGCGGUAAAAGCAUGCCCAGACAACAGCUUGUCCGGCUACUCAGCUUUACUACCCAAGAACUUCUUCAAAAACCUAAAUUCAUGGGGCAACGACUUAUGCCUAGUCAAGUAUACUCCCCAGAGGAUCACUUAGUGGCAGCCUUCGACUACCCCUUGCGAGUAUGUGCAUGGUUGGCGCAAAUGAAAGCUAAUAUGUGGGUUCGAAAUGGCAUGAGUCUUCGUCACCAGCAGGGUACAUACCGUGGGGUCACAUUGCGGGAUGUAUCCCAUCAUCGAGAUAUAUUCCUUCUUCAAACUGCUAUGGUUGUAUGUCCACCUGCUCGUAUGCUGGUCUCGAUUAUCGACCGAUUUGGUCUGGAGCAAUGGAUGAAAGGCUUGUAUGAAGUCAAGUCAGAUGGAGUCGAUGAUGGACAGAUUCUCGAUAUCGCAGAGGAUUUGAUUCAUCUUCUGAUUGUCCUGAUCAGCGAUAGGACAUCUUUGCUUUCAAGUGAUGAUGACCCUGGAUCUCACAUAAUGGCUAUGCGUCGAGAUAUUACUCAUGUUCUUUGCUUCAAACCACUAUCAUUCACGGAGAUUUGUGGCAAGCUACCCGAUAAAUUUCAAGACCAGGAGGAGUGUCAGGAUAUUCUGGACGAGAUGACGAAUUUCAAGCCGCCUGAGGGUCUAUCUGAUGUUGGAACGUUUGAGCUGAAAGAACAAUAUUUGGAAGACAUCGAUCCCUAUAUCGCUCAUUAUAGUAAGAACCAAAGAGAGGAGUCCGAAAACACUUACAAGGCUUGGAUGGCAAAGAAGACAGGUAGACCACCUGCCGAAAUUGUUUUCGAGCCCAGAUUGCGCCCUAUUGAGUCAGGCGCGUUUUCGGAUCUAGCAGCUUUUACGCGAACGGGUAUCUUUGCUCAAAUCAUUUAUUAUGCACUGUUAUAUCCGUUGAUGGCGAAUAAGCUAACGCCAGCUGUACCUGUAACCCGAGUAGAGACAUUCUUGCAUGUAGUUCUACAUCUAGUCCUCAUUGCCGUAUCAGAGGAUAGGACAGAUGAAGAUGAGAUGUCCGAAGAGUCCCUUGAGUCGUUCAUUUAUAUCGCACUCACAAGCAACGCACGAAGCAACUUCUCGCCAAGCGCUCCAGCAUCGAAGACAAUAGUUGCUAUUCUGGAAAUGCUGUCACGAAAGGAGGAGUUUAAGACUUGCCAUCCAAAGAUUACUUUGGUAUUGAAGAGAAUGAAGCAAAAGCGACCUAGAAACUUCGAAACUGCAUUUUCAAGAUUGGGCGUUCCGGUUGAUAGAAUAUCUACCGCUUCGCCUGCAAACAACAAUGCUCUUGAAGAUAAGGAGAGGAAAAAGCAAGCUGCCUUGGAACGUCAAAAGAAGGUCAUGGCCCAAUUUCAACAACAGCAGAAGAAUUUCCUUGAUAAUCAGGGAGAUAUUGAUUGGGGUGAGGAUGAUAUAAGUGAUUCGGAUGUGGAAUCUGAAGGCGAGAGCUCGAAGAGUUAUUACCAAUACCCUUCCGGAACUUGUAUCCUUUGCCAAGAAGAAACCAAAGAUGGUCGUCUUUACGGAACAUUUGCUUUGAUGACUUCGAGUUCGGUCUUACGUCAAACAGACAUGUCUGAUCCCGAUUUUGUUCGGGAAGUUACCAAUGUUCCUUCCAAUUUAGAUAAGUCUGCGGAAGAUAUUCGGCCAUUUGGAGUUUCUGGUGAAAAUAAGGAACAGGUUCAUAAAGUAACUUCUAGUGGGGUCGAGAUUGUCACGGAACGUUCCUUUAUUGGCAAAGGAUUUCCUUCCAGUUUUACAAAUCCUGGCCCAGUAUCUGUUGGCUGUGGACAUAUCAUGCACUACAAGUGUUUUGAAGUCUACAAUGAAGCCUCAAAUAGACGGCAUCAGCAUCAAAUUGCUCGACAUCAUCCAGAGAAGCUUGAACUGAAUGAAUUUGUCUGUCCGCUAUGUAAAGCUCUGGGAAAUUCCUUCUUACCGAUUAUUUGGUCUCCAAAGGAAGAGAUUCACGUUGGCCCUCUUAAACCGCCAGAUGCUUUUGACAACUGGAUCGAAAGGUUUGCUGGCGCCUUUCAACAUCCUAGAGCCGAGAAAAUCAAUCAAAUCGGUAGCGCUCACAACUAUGAUCGCAAGGCCGACUUUCCUGCAAGCCGACGAACUAUGCAAUUUUUCAAGAAGCACAACGAAGAGACUAUGGCCGGUCCUUUGGUAUCCAAGAUGCCUGAAUUAUUAAUGGAUGCUUGGGAUCCACCGUCACCGAGUCAUUGGUCAUCAUUCACGCCAAGUAGCAUGCGAGCUGCUCUUCCACCAGAUAUUGCGAACGCUAUUUGGGCCGAAACUUCUCCCCUUCCUGGUGAUAGAACAUCUAACACCGGCUCUUCUGUGCGAGAAUUGACUGAUAUAUAUCGAAGGCUUCGAGAUACUAUGACGAAGAAUGGAUUGACCAGUAGACAUAAUCAAAAACUUUCACAGCAUGAAGAGAGAGAUUUCUGUUCCAGUGAUGUACUGGCGCAAGCCUUGGGAUUUUCCAUCUCUGCAGCUGAGAUCCAGCAGCGUGGUAUAGCAACAUUACCUGGACAGACUUUCUUGGAAAGCAUUCCGCAGCAAGCUCUCACUCACCUUCGAAUACUAUCUGAUACCGCAUUGUCUUACGUUACGGUUGGUGGGCUUAAACUUGCUGGAGAUAACAGGGUCGCUAGAGAAUUUAGUACGGACUAUGAGCUACAAUACCAGCGAUUGUUCCGGAAACCGGCAUAUUCUACUUCAUCCGAAACCUCAUUGGACUCAGAUCCCUUACUUUGUCAAGACAUCUUUAUUUUCUUGGCUGAAGCCUCCUUGUGCCUUGCGCCUGUUGACGACAUUGAAAUCAUUCAUCUUGUUCGUCUUUGCUAUUUGGCAGAGAUGACGAAGGUUGUCCUUCAAUUAGGACGACAUAUGGACAAAUCAAAAUGGUUCGAUAUGAUUGAGCUCUAUAGACAAGAAGGGCUUGACAAUUUCGGAGAAUUUUGUCUUCACGUUCGACUAUCUGAUGUCGACGAUGUUCAGUGUCCGGAUUCUACAAGUCUACAUGGUUUCAACACUCUACGGGAUUGCCGUACCUUCGUACAGAAGUAUGCACUAGUAUUCCUCAGAAAGGUUAUGAUUCUUUUGAAUGUUCGUUAUGGUAUUGUUUUCCAAAACUAUGUUUCAUCUAAUUCGGAAAUGGAUGAGCUCGAGCGCCUAACUGAGGCACUCUGUUUGCCAGUCUUUAAUGAGAUGUUCUCCCACUUUGGCAAGGAAGAGGGAACAAUCUCGCAUUUAGUUAAUCAUUGGAUCAAGCACGCGAAUCUAAUGAACCUUGCUAUGGUCAUGACGACCAUGGAAAAUUCGAUGACGACUUAUAGCGGCGAUAUAAAACCUGAACUUCUAGGUCCAACACCAGAGAUCAUUGAUAUCAUCAGUCAGCUUCGCAACGAAGGAUUGGAUGUAUUGCAGACGACGAUCCGUAUUAUUAACAGUUUCAAUAAUAUGAGGUUAAGACUCAGCCACCCUAGUAUUUUUGAGCUCAUCGGCCUUCCGAAAAAUUACGAUACUCUUAUGGAGGAAACUAUGAAGAGACGCUGUCCCAAUAGCAAGAGAGAUAUACAGGAUCCGAUGCUGUGUCUUUUCUGUGGUGAAAUCUUCUGUGGGCAGAGUAUCUGUUGUUCAAGAGAUGGUCCGGAGAAACCUAAUGGUGGCCCGAGGGAUAAAAUUGGUGGUGGUCAACAGCAUAUGCUUAAGUAUAUCUUCCCUCUCCUUUCUAUUUCUCCUUUCCUCACAUAACUAACAACUGCAAAACAGAUGUCAAAAGAACACUGCCCUCUUUCUCAACAUCCGCAAAUGCUGUAUCUUCUACCUCUAUCGCACCUCGGGUUCGUGGAUGGUGGCACCGUAUAUCGAUAAAUAUGGGGAGGUAGAUCCGGGUCUGAGACAUAGUCGCCAAUUGUUCUUGAAUCAAAAGAGGUACGAUGCGCUUUUGAGGACGGUGUGGUUGAGUCAUGGAAUUCCGAGUGUUAUUAGUAGGAAGUUGGAGAUGGAUAUAAAUAAUGGGGGAUGGGAGACUAUCUGAUGGAGGAGGGGUAUUAGUUGUUAGGGACUGUGGAAAGAGAAACUGAAGGAUCGAGAUUUAGAUGCGUCGAUUUUUUUUGAUUCUUUUCGCAUAGGCGUUCUGUUGUGGGAAGUGUGCUUUUGUACGGAAGUUAGGUUUUGCGAGGUUAUCUUCUUUUUUAUAAGCUUUGCUAGUAUGGUUUGAGAAUAGGUGGGAUGUAGUGGAGUGGAAUGCAUUUAUGAAUAUGAAUUUAAAUAUAAAGACGGGAAUGAUAUAUUAAAUAAAGUAUAUGGUUCUA